CUCUCAAUGGCCGUCACACAUUUUCCGGCUUCUGUUCCAACAAGUUUUGCGGCAUUUAUCACUUACAGUAAUUACUUGUAGUAAAACGUUUCUCAAUUUCCACCGAUCAUUUUAAUUUAUUCAAAAAAGAUUAAGGUCUUUGUGUUAUAAACAGAAAAAAAAAAUGGCGAUUCCUAAAGGCGCACAAAAAGCGGGUAAAGUGCAACCGGCAAAGUCGAUUCAGGAGGGUCAGAUUAAAAAAAAUAAAAAACCUAAAUUCAAGCAAACGCCUAAAGGGAAAGUUCAACUGAUUCACAAUAAAAAAAAUGGCAACGCUAAUUCUCAGAAAAUAGUCGAGAAUAAUUCACCUAAAAAAUCAAUUAAAACUGAGGUUAAUAAUUCAAACAAAAAACAAGUCAACAAUAAAAACUCACCGAAUAAUUCAACUAAGAAACAAGCCCAGAAGAAAAAAAAUGAGGCUUCAAAAAAAGUAAAAGAAGAGGAAGAAGAUUCUGAUGAUGACAUCAAUGAAGGAAUUUCUAUACCUGAAGAUGUGAGUGGCUUGGAAGAAGAUGAUGACGACGAUGAUGAUGAUGAUGAGUCGUCUGAUGAUCAAAAAGUAAAUCUUUUAGGCGAGAGCUUAGCUGAGGAUUCUGAUGACGAUGAUGAUGAUUUCGAAGCAGACAGCGACGCAGAAGAAUCAACUAAAGCUAAGAAAGGAGUAAAAAUGUUUAAAGGACUGAAGGCUGAGGUUAAAAAAGAAUCUGAGGAAGAGGACGAUGAUGAUGACGAUGAUGACGACGACGACGAUGACGAUGAUGAUGAUGAUGAUGAUGAUGAUGAUGAUGAUGAAGAAAUGGAUCAGAGUGAAACGUCUUUGAAUGUGUCUAUGAAUACAGAUGAUGGUGAGGAGGAUGACGAUGAUGACGACGACGACGAGGAUGAUGAUGAUGAAGACGAUGAUGACGAUGAUGAUGAUAGCGAAGAUGAUGCACCAGGAUUGAAAGAUCUUCUUGGCAACAGUUUAGUUGAUGAAGAUGAUGAUGAAGAUUUUGAAGGCAAUGACGACGAUGAUGAUGAGGAUGAAGACAUUGAUGAAAGUGAAGACGAAGAAGAUGAGCCUCAGAACACCAGUACACAAAGUAACAACUCAUCAUCCCUUUCUACAGGAUCUACAGACGAAGCAAAUCGAUUAAGUGCCGAAGAAAAAGCAGAUCAAGAUAAAAGAUCUAUCUACGUCGGUAAUGUCCCCAAUGACAUUAAAGAGUCACGUCUGAAGGCCGAAUUUAAUAAGUUUGGUCCGAUUCAAAGUCUUCGUGUGAGAGGCGUCGUUCCAGAAUCUCCAAAGAUGUCUUUCAAAGUAGCUGCUAUCAAGAAGAAGUUCCACAAGAAAUGCAAGACUAUCUGUGUAUAUAUCAUAUAUAAGUCUGAAGAGUCUGCUAUUAAAGCGCUGUCGAUGAAUGGAAAACAGCUUGAAGGAAAUUAUUUGAGAGUUGACCGAGUUAAGCAAGAGAAAAAAAGGGACCCAAAAAAAUCAGUAUUUGUGGGCAAUUUACCUUUUGAUACUGAAGAUAAUGAACUUUGGGAAAUGUUCCUCAAGUGUGGGAAAAUAGAAGAUGUCAGGACAGUAAGAGACAGAAUGACAGGUGCAUGCAGAGGAAUUGCCUACAUAAACUUCAAAUCUGAAGAUGCUGCAACUUUGGCCCUUGAUAUCAAUGGUACAGAAUUACGUACUCGUGAAAUACGAGUACAGCGCUAUCAGCCACAGAGUCCAUCUAAUUCCAAUAAAAAAACUGGUCAAAAGCGGAGCUUCAAACAAAGACACCGAGACAAUUCUCCUAAAAAAGCCAAGACUAAUGACAACGCUGGAAGUGAGGACUCAGGAAAACCUAAAGGAAUGAAAAAAGCAAAAAAACCACAGGAUUCAAGCGAGGCAACUUCCAAUGAUGAUUCAUUCCAAGGUCAAACAGCAGAUGCUAAAAAGAAGGGGAAGAAAUUUAACAAAUUUGAAAAGAAGAAGAAGAACAUGGCUGGAAAAUUAAUGUCUAAGCCGAAAAAGCCAAUUUCUUAAUUUUAUAACAUUUGAUGAUGAAGUUUCUGGAUCCAUCCUAAACAACAGGCAAAUUAAUUUAUUCAUUUAGAUAAAAAUAAAAAAAAAUAUUAGGUAAAUAAAUAAAAAAUACAUAGUAAAAAUUAUUGUAUUAAAAAUUUUUAACGCAGACUAUUUGUGUUAAAAUUUCAAUACAAACUUCGGGAAAUAUGAAAAGUAAAUUUAACUCUUUUUGGAUGUCAGUGACGGCACUAAAAAAAUCUCAACUUGCAUUUUAUUUUUGAAAAUUCGAAAAUGUUUAUUUGUACCAAUAUAUUUAUUGUAUUAUAAAUUGAAAACAAAAUUUUUUUUAAAUAACACUGCAAUGUGUUAAUUUAAUGG
This is a messenger RNA of Microplitis demolitor, 2410 nucleotides long. Its product is annotated as RNA-binding protein 34. The record is from RefSeq and is a predicted model, not a curated record. Lineage: Eukaryota; Metazoa; Arthropoda; Insecta; Hymenoptera; Braconidae. Gene Ontology annotation, molecular function: RNA binding. The transcript is spliced from 5 exons. The coding region runs from base 164 to 2050 and encodes 628 amino acids.